AAAGCAACCAAGGUCACGGGUUUGUUAGCGGGUAGUUUGUGUGCUCAGUUUGUAUGCUGCUUCGGGAGGUUGCUAUUCUUUGUUUGUGUGAUGGAGGAGUAAUUUAACCUCUAUUUAGCUUAGGUAUGACGUUUCGCAAGCUUAUUUAAUUUCUGGCGACUUGCUUUCCCAAACAUAUUGUGUUUUGUGCUUUAAAAUCAACUAGUUUGGUUUUCACUAGUGUUUGGCUUAUUCGGAGUCGAUUUUAAAUCAAUGAGGAUUAAUUAAAUAUAUUUUUUGUAAGGUGGGCUGAUUUUUCUUCAAUGGUGGUAGCAAGGCUAUGGGUCGACAUUAGAGUGAAAGUUAUAUAUGCCCAAGCUCCCAAUUUCGGGGAAAAUUUGGCACAUUUUGGGGAAGCCGCUAUAGUAAAUUUAGGGGAAAUGGCACAGAAACCCCAAAAUUGGAAGCUCAGGUGGACUCACUGACAGCUGGCUCUAUUUAUUCUCAGUAUUUAAAAGUAAGGAUGGGAUCUCAAACGAUGUGUUAAUCUUCGUGGUUCAUAAUGUUAGGAAGGUCUAGUCUGGUUUUGGACAUACCUGUAGGUGGUGCUAAUACUUCGUUUUCCUUUUUAGAGUUCGAAUAAUUUACUACUCGGCACAAGAAGCAAAACUCUAUAUGCGUAUAGUUUGAUCUCGGUUUUUGAGAUCCAUUUCCAAUUUCCAGCUCUAGAUGAAAGGAAAGGAUUUACUAAUAUAAUCAAGUAUUUCAAAAGGGGCUUGGUCUCCAGAUGUGUUGUUAACUAGCCUUACUUUUGCUCGUUUGCGGCAUCAAAAUCAUAUUUGCCCAACUUUUACAUAAAUUGUUUCAGUUAAAGUUCAUGUUCUUUAAAUCAAACUCGUUUCUGUGGUUCGCCUUAUCUGCCUGUUCUUUAUACCUGCUAGGUUGUGUGUUUUUGUCGUUCUUCGUAUGCGCUUACUAGACUUCAUGAUUUUACUUCCUAGUUCUAAUUUUUUAUGUGAGGAUUAAAUUUAUAUGUAAGUCUUGUCUGCAAUGGUCGGCCGUACUUAUCAGUGUAGAUUCCUUCUUCUCUGUUAAGAAAGGAAUGCAAUAUGAUGGAUUUAGUGAAUAGUUAUGCCUGCUUCGGCGUAGGUCGCCGGGUAGUAUUCCAGCCCUCACACAAAUCGAAUGACAAAGCGUGACGCAUACAUAUUUGAUGCCUCCUUAUACCAAUGUCUAUCUUUAGAUAAAUAAAUAAAGUAAACAAAUAGUUAUGCAAGGUAUCUUUCCGCUUUACACUCACUACAUAUGAGUGAUGUUAGAAGCCUUACUCUCAUUGGCUUCGCCGUUAGGGUGGGACGUCACUGAUCCAGGAGGUGAUUGCGCUUCUUGCGUUAGUGAAAAAGAAAGUCGACCGUAGUGGUACUGGAGAUUAGGGUACCGACAAUAGAGAGUAUAUUGGUCAUAAGUGGAACUACUGGAAGAGCUAAGCACAACUGGAAAACGUGAAAAGGCGAGAAGUCAUUAGCAAAGUACUCAAAGAGUGGAAUUCCGGAUGGUGGACCACUUAUUCGUGAAGUUGAUUCUUAAGUCAUUUUAUCCAAAGACCCAAAUAGAACUGUCGCCAAUUCAAAAUGUCAUGAUAUGAAAUUCUCAUAUGAGGGUGAACGGAAAUCGGUACGAAGUUAGAGCAGAAAAAAGCCAUCCUCACCACCAGAUUACCACCUCUGGUUGGUAAGAUGUCUUUGGGCAGCUCCCAUUUUGAGUAACUUAAGGAAUAAUGGGUGCUUUCAUUAGUUUGAUUUAUUUUUGUUAGUAAUGAGAGUUAGUGGUUAGUUAAGUAUCUCUAGACUCCAUUAUUUUAGUGAUUGGAUAUAGUAUUUGGAACACAACCAUUCUAUUGUUUGCUUCCGUUUCAUUUUAAACUUCUUUCUGAAGACUAAGUUGUAAAGAUACAAAAGUUUAUAAACAUCUCUACACAUCCUUUCCACUUUAUUAAAUAUUUCGUAGAUUGUGAAACUAUGCGAGAUUGUCACAGUGAUUAAACACUUGCUCCCCGUAGUGAUACGUUUUAUUAAACCACGCUGUGUUGAUGUAACCAAAUACUUUUUUCAUCAGUGUUGCCAUUCAAGUUUCUUACUUUUGUCAGUUUCAGUCUUGGAUUAAGGAGCUGUUGUCCUUUGAUAGAUAGACCAGUAAAGUUGUUCGCAGAAGUGCUCUAAUUAGUCUCUUAAUUUUUAGGUUUGAAUUUUACAUAUCCGCCUAUCCGGAUCUAAUCCUAUCGCAUACUAACGCGUUUUUAACCAGUUUUAACUUCUUAUACUAUCCAAGUCAAUUAUGAGCUCGUAUUCGUCUCCGCGAACCGUUAAUGAUGCAGACAGUGAUAUGGACUUUUCCAUUUAUUCGCCUAGUAGCGAGUUUGAUUUGGAUUUCACGUUCAGAUCUUUAAAGAAAGGAGCUUAUAAUAAGGAAGAAGAUUUAAAUCGUAAACAUUUCAACUCACCGGAAUCAUUACUCGUUUUAACAGCCAAAGCAAUCGCUCUACACUUCCCAUUUGAGGUUGUUGAAUCCAGUCCGGUUACUGUGCCAGAAGAAUUGCAAAGACUUAUAGCCUUUCAUAGCUUUCCAACUGAUGAAGAUGAUAUAUGGUUGUAUUCCUGUCUUAGCAGUGGGAGUUCAUACGAAUUUGAUCAAGGUGAAGCAUUGUGGGCUGAUAAAGCUGUUAAAGAGUGUGUUCAAAUCGGAUUUCAUCUGAGCGCAACUGUAUUGACAAGUCUUCAUAUUGCACCUGCUUUUGUACCUUCAGCGAAUAAUGAGGAGAAUGGUACAAAUAAUAAUAACAAUAAUAAUAAUAAUAAUAAUAAUAAUAAUAAUAAUAAUAAUCCUAGUUCCAUUGGUCAUUUCAUUCCAUAUGUUAUCAAUCCUAAUCCAAAUGAUGCACAUCGUGGACAGUCGAAUUUUGAAAAUUUUGGGACUGCAAAUGAAAGUGCUGUCAAUAACACUAAUAAUAAUAGUAACAAUAAUAGAUUACGAAAACGUGGAAUUAAUAUUGAGCCUGAUUAUCCUGCUCAUCGAGUUUCAUUGACAUUCGAUCGACAGAGAAUAACUUCAUGCUCAUGCACGUGUACUUUCGGUUUAGAGGAAAGAUGUACAGCUGUUGCAUCACCUUCAAAUUUUGGAGAUAAUAAUAUGAUAAAUUUAGACUCCACAGAAAACGUUAGUAAUUCUAUCAAAUCAAAUUCGUUUGCCUAUCAACCAAUGACUGGAACAGAACCAAAUUCUGGAACUCUGUGGCAAUUUGGUGCUAGAAAUAGAUCAAUUUUUACAAAUUCUCAUAUCAACUCACGCCAAAUAUCUAGUCAACUUAAUAGUUAUUUUCCAAAUAGUAAUUGUUUAUCAAAAAAUUCAUGUAAUCAAACAUCUCCCAACAGUCGUCGUUCUUGGUUGUUUAAUCAACAUAUUGUAAAUCAAAAUAACAUACGUAAUGAUUUAAUGCCGACAAAUGGGCAAAAUCCUACAGGAACAUGGUGUUCACAUGUUGUUGCCACAUGUUUAAUGCGUAUUCGACAACCUGAUAAAGUUUUAUUACGUGCUCCUAUAUCAGAGUCUCUGUCAAAAUUAAGUAGAGAAGAUUUACAAAAAUUUGCUCAAAAUUUAAUUUGUCACGUAGGCCCUAGAAAGAUUUUACCAGCUGCACAGCUUAUUCUAGACCAGUUAUUGGCUGCUACAAAUAAUCCUAUUAAAAAUUCUGCUGGAGCACCUGACCCAACCGUCGGUGGAGCUUUGGGAGAUGCAGCAGCGUGGUGUUUUGAUGGUGGUGUAUUAGAAGAAAAAUUACGAGUUACACUGCGUAGAUUUUGGGCUCCACGACCUGUAUUAUAUAGUGAUAUUGGAUCAUUAAGUUUUAAUUCACCUACGGAAGUAGAGAAUUUUCACUGUAUACUUCGUUCUUAUCGCGCCAACGAACCACGUGGCCUUUGGGCAUUACUAUCGUUUAUUAGAGAUAUGAUGAGAAGACAAGAUAAUAAUGGUGUCUUACUCUUAGAAAUUGUUACACGAUGCAUUUUAGAUAUGAAUGAGGUUAUGUUUUGGUGGUGUACUGUUCAAACUAAUCCUUGUCACUUUCCUGAAAGUGUAUCUGUUCGUCAAAAACAAACUCAAUGUGUUGCUGUUUGGUUAUGUGAAGAAAUUGUUCAACUUUGGAGUUUAGCUUGUUUAAAUCCCGAACUUCGACCAAUUUUAAAUUAUGUCAAUCAUAAGUCAUUGUCACCGUCAUCAUCAUGUGGAAAUGGUUUAUUUUCUACUGAAAAUUGUAAAUCUUAUUCAGAUUGUUGUUGGCUUUUACAAAAAAUUGCUCAUAGACUACAAGCAUUUCAUGCAUUCGCUUUAAAACAAGCUGAUAUUCAAAUAAAUUUAACAAGUACUACUGCUAAAAAUACUAUGACUAUGGUUUGGUGUGAUACAUUAGGCAAUGGAUCAUUUCCUAAUGAAAUAUCUUCUCAAGACGAUUCUGAUAUAAUACCAAAAAAUAUUUCAUUAUUUUCGGGAUUUUUACCGGCUCUUGCAGCUUGCAGACUUUCAUGGUCUUCCGAAGUUCCACCUACAUAUGGUCUUUCCGGUACAGAAUUUCUAAAAUUUAUGCCAUUAUUUUCUGGUGCACAUGUAAAUAGUGAUUCUGAAACAACAGAUCAUGCAGAUAUGAUUUUGAAUUUUUCAAAACAUUAUUACAAUUCAUUACGAAGUAAUAAUAAUAAUAAUAAUAACAACGGUAAUCAUAGUCAUAAUUGUCCAAUGGAAUUAGAUAAUUAUUGGAGUAUAGAUCAGAUGAAUUCACAAUUAUUGAAUAAUCUUCCUUCACCUGAAAAUCAUAUUGAAUUUGCUUUUACAAGAUUUCAAGCACUUAACGCUCAUGGUUAUACCGAACAAGCCUUACAUUGGGCACGUUUCCUAGCUCUUCUAUUACUAUAUACCAGUAAUGAAUUUAUCAAUGAAUGUGAACAAGCUUCUUUUGAAAUUGUUGGCAGAGUAAAAUACCAAUCUUCUGAAACUAAUACUACUAAUCAUGUAGCUAAUAUCAGUCGAAACGCAGACAAUUCACAUAGAACUAAUCAACAAGAUUCAUGUCCUGCUAACUAUCAGUCUAAUUCACGCGGUCAACAGAAAUCAGUGCCUGCAAGUACAGUGUCAAGUUCAUGGAGUUCAAAUGGUAUACCUGGUGGUAUAGGUAAUAGUAGUGGUGGUGUUGGUAUAGGCGGUAGUUCAAAUUCUCGAAAGAAUUCACGAAAUGGACGUUCUAAGAAAACUGGUGCAUGUUCAAACACAAAUAAUCCUCGAGAAGCGACAGAGAAAUUUACAAAUUCAAUUAAAUUACAUCCAUUAGGUAAAAAAUUAUCCAUUGAUUACACUAAAAAGGCUAUUCGUUGGUUGGAUCAAAUACGUUGUAUCAUGGAGUGCCUUUCAAAUGCACACAAGGAACGUAUCUUUAGUAUGCCGAAUUCUUCAACCAAUGGAAAUAUUUUCUUCCCUAAAUCAACACGCUUUGAUAAUACAAAUAAUAGUACUAAUAACAAUGAUAGUUGUAUAAAUAAUAAUAGUAGUAAUGCUAACCAUAAUACCACUGAUCACAGAAAGCAAACAGAAACUAACAAUAUUGAUUUACAUAGAUCUUUUGAUAUAUGGGAAUGUAUUGAUAUUGAGUUGAUUUUUCGUCUUGGAUUUUGUGCAUUGAAAUUUCCUCGACCACCAUGUUGUAGUCCAUUAUUAGAAGUGAAAUUAUUUGUUAUAGAAAUUACAUUACUUACUCGACUUUGUUUUUUACCGAUUCAUCUUGCAUGUCCACAUGUAAUAUCAAGUAUACGUAGUGAAGCUAAACAAUUAGCAUCAAAUUUAACAUUACAUCAAAAAGAUAUUCAUGUCCCAUUUAAUUUGGCCACUUAUUUAUUUCAUCAAUUGGUCGGUGUAGUUCGAUCAUAUGGGAAUUAUUUACCACCACAAUCAGCUAAUUUUAUCCCACCCAUUCAUCAAGAUACAGAAAAUGUUGCACCAAAUAUUAAUGUUUCACUAAUGGAGAAUUUUUUCGCUUAUCCAGUAUUGUCAACUGGUGCAGUACUAGCUGGAAGUGGUCUACCAUUAGCAAUGGACAUAUAUAAUUCCACUAAUGGAACUACUACUACUCAUUUGUCAGAAUCGGAAAAAAAUGAUCAUCCUAUUAAUGUUCGUAUAGCAUCAGAUGGAGAAUUAGGUUUACAAUCUAUCUUAUCAGUAUUGGGUGUAAAAUCUCGUGUGCCAGAAAGAUUAUUCACUUAUUUUAUUGAAGGUCAACGUGCUCAAGAAGAUGCCUUAGCUGUAUAUCUGUUUCGUAUGUAUCGAGAUGAUAUAUCAAAACUUGAUCGAAUUCGUGCACGUUUACUUGAUCGCUACUAUAAUCCAUACUUUAAAUCUCCGCCUUUAUGGGCUUGUUUAAGUUUGGGAUCUCAUGAAUUAAUGAAUUUUCAAACAUCAAAUCUCGACUAUAAUUCAGUUCCUGAAGUAGUGGUAACAAGUAAAAUUGAAAAUAAAUUGAAUGUAUCACAAAACACCUGUGUGCUGGUCGCUUCAACAGUCUCACUUGAACUAAAUAAUUUAUCACCGAAUAAUAAUAAUAGCAGCAAAACUCGAGAUGUAUUAAUUUUGUCUUCACCUUCCAACGCAAUCACUUCCAAAUUAAAUGAUGAUAAUUUAAUGGAUAACAACACACUACUAACUUAUGCUAGUGAAGAUCAAAAACAUUCUUCAAUAAUUAAACCUGAUAAUACGGUGGAAAAAAUGGCCGAUGACGAUAAUAGCGUCAAUAGCAGUAGUGUUCAUCAAGGGAAAAAUAGUGAUAUAUGUCCUAAUUCCAAUAAUACAACAGAUUCAUCAGAUGUAGAUAAUAUUGGUAAAUUAUCUGAGAAUGAUAAACAAUAUGCUCCGGCCAAUAAUGGCAACAAUAAUAAUACCCUUUGUUCGUUUGAUCCACUAUCGAUUAGUGAAGAUACAGAUACUUUAUCUGACUCAAAACUGGAUAAUUUACACUGUACUACUCUGUAUGAUGUUCGCAGAAAAAUAUCGCGUCAUUUGAACACAACUUAUACUACUACUAGUGCACCGGAAACAACUAGCAGUGAUAAUUCACCUGCUGUUACGCGUCGUUUGAUACUGAUUGGUGCUAAAUCAUCCGAAGCUCAAACAACAGAAAGUAGCGAUGGUGGUGGCGGUUGUGGAGUGAUUGCUGAACGUUACAAACAAUUGUCGUCGACUUUAUUGGAUCCAGUGAUAAUUAAUAAUAAUAAUAAUAAUAAUAAUAAUAAUAAUAAUAAUAAUAAUAAUAAUAAUAAUAAUAAUAAUAAUAAUAAUAAUAGAAUUUCUUUAUACGGAACUGAUAUUUCAGAUGAAAGUAAAGAUUAUAUUCAAUGUAGUGAUAAUGUUAGACAAGUUUCUACAGUAGAUGACAAUGUCAUACAAUCACCUUUCUCUUCAUUCUCUGAUGAUGAAGUUGAUGAUGGUGAUGACGAUGAGGAUGAUGAUGACAAUGAAUGUAUUCCUUCUGAGAUAGUUACAAAACAAUCUGUUGCUAAUAAUAUGGGAGUUAGUAAUGAAAAUAAUAAUACUAAUAAUAGUUUACGGACAAAUUUCUUUCAGUCUGUGCCAAACAAUACUUAUAUCCAUUCAGGAUCUAAUUAUGAAUCUAGAAAUAAUUCAAAAUUUAAUUUCACAUCAAAAAUUUCAACGUGUUCUCUUCCUAUUAGAAAUUUAUCUACUGCAACAGGUCCAUAUCGUUUACGCAUAGGUUGGCAUUCACAUCUUAAACGUCCACCACCACAACCUUUAUCCGAUUCAAUGGCUUUUCAUGCAUUUCAAUUAGCUGAAACAAUUCGUGAAUGUGCUGGUGGCCCAAGUACCAGUGGAUCUAUGUUUGUAGCUGAAACUGAAGCAAACGAUACUGUUCAUCGUAACCUCCAAUUAAUAUCAUUUCAAUUAGGACUUUAUGGCUUAGGCUUAUUCAAUCGUCUUUUGCCUUCUUGGCGAAAUCGUACAUUCUCAAGAAACGGUGGAUGGAUAAGUCAACAAGUAUUUGAAAUCGGUAUACCGGCUGCUUGUAUUUUAUAUCAUUCUUGGCAACAACAUCUUACAGCUGCAGAACUAACCGCUAUCUCAUUUCAAUUAUCAAGAACAAACAAUCGUUCUCUUGUUGAUGUUGCUGCAGAGUUAUGUCUUGCCAGUUUAUCAUUAUGUACAGCGUUAAAACCACAAGAAUUAUACAGAGCAUUAGAACAAUGCGGUGAACAUUCAAGUAAUACUUUAGAACGUGGUUUAUUAUGCGUUGAACGUAGCGCUUAUCAAUCAUCACAUGAUAUUUUACCAGAGAUAUAUUUUUUUAUAGCAAGAAGUUGGUAUACUUUAUAUCAUUCAACCAAUAAAGAAUUUGAACAAGCACUGAAUUCAUUGGAAUCCUUUAAUAAUUCCAAUCAGUCAUCAUUGAAAAUCCGAAAUGAUAACGAGAAUUUAUCCACGUUUAAUAAAAAUAAUACUACAAAUACAAUUUUAUCUGACUCAAAUAUUCAUGUUUAUCCUAAUUUAACGAAUUCAAUUCAGGAAUUGACUAAUAACGAUAUUAAUAAUAAUAGCAGUGUCACUAAUAAUAAUAGUGAUAUUAGUAAUAAUGCUACUAUCAAUACCGCUAUCACUACUACUACUAUUAAUAAUAAUAGUAAUAAUUCUAUCACAGAAAUGUCAUUAGUUUCAGAUUCGAACCAUGCAACUAGUGAUAAUAAAAGUAACAAUAAUAAUUCUAGCAAUGGUAUCAAUUUAACCAGUAAUGAUUUAGUUAAUGCUUGGUAUUAUUAUCAGUCGGUUAAUUUAUUGUCACAACCGAUUGUACGAGGUGAUCAACAACCUCAUCAUCAGCAUCAAGAGCAACCAAAUCAAUUGAUGUAUAAUGCCUCCAUGUUGUCCCCUGUGAAUUUUAAUUAUGGUGGUCUCCCACUUGGUCAACAACAACAUCAAUACGCAUCAUUUCCUUAUUAUAUGAAUAUGCUCGGUUUACAAACACCUCAGUCAUUAUCACAACAACAGACAAAUAAUAAUUUAUUGAAAAACAAUAACCCACAAUUACAGUCUACAACACCACCAACACAACGACAACAGUCUGCUCAUCCACCACCUCAUCAUCAUCAUUUACCGUAUUAUUUGCCGCAAUCUCAACAUAUAAUGUCACCGAUCCAAUUUAUUCCAAAUACUCCUCUUCCAACACCAUCAUCUCAGUCAAUGAAUAUGAUUCCAAGUGGUCCAUUUGUCACUAUUCCACAUCAUAUAAAUCCAUCUACUUCACUGUCUCCAACUGUUGGGACUAACGUUCUGCCCUGUAAUUCGUAUCAAGCUUAUUCAAUAGAUCAAGCAAUGGAACCAUCAUUGUAUGGUUUUAAUCCUGCAAUGACCUUACCAGCUGUUCAUCAAUCCAUGGUCUGUAACGUACUUGGUACUCCACCUCAGCCACAAGUACAAUUACAGCAACAACAACAUCAAACCGUUGAGCCGGUUACGUCAUUAGCAUCUAUAAACACUAAUAAUAACAUACACAGUACUAAUAACAAUUUUAUCAAUAAUGUUAGUUUGAAUACACUAUCUGAUAGUACAGUUAUUUCAGUCAAUUCACUAUCAUCAGUUAUAUCAUCUGCGUUAACAUCAACUCGUCAGUUGACAACAUCAAAUACUGCUUCUAGUUCUGUUGUUGUACAUCCAUCUAUGUCUGAUCAAGGAUCGAUUGUAUCUGAAGGUGAUUCUUGUCGAUUAGCUGAAUCUGUAGCAGAUGGAUUAGGCGAUGAAAACAAUCCAUAUUCUAACAAUAGUAAUUCUUCCGGUGAUUUGUCAUUGAAUAGUAACAAUAAUAAUAAAGAGAAAUUGUCAAGUAUUACAGCGAAAUCAACAGUCAGUGAAUUACAAACUUUAAAGUUGAAAGCACAAGCUUAUUUAAUUCGAGCAUUUUUCUGUGCAAAAUGUGCCAUUAAGAAGAUAUCAGCUAACCAAUCUAAUGUGAAUACAAAUUUUACUCGUCAAAAUCCUGUUACUGUUUCAAUGCCAUCAAGAAGUAUGCGGGGAAAGCAUCAUCAUUAUCAUAUGCAACAAAGCCAUCGUGGAAAUUCAACAAAUCAUUCACAACGUAGACAUUUCAUGCAAACUGAUACUAAUAAUACUAACAGUAAUUGUGUGCUUUCAACUAGUACACGAAAUACCAUAAUAACAAAUGAUCAAAAUAAUUGUUUACCAUCGGAGAAUUCAUCAUCAUUAUUUCUUAUACCUGGUGCAUCAUCACCUUGUAGAGCAUCGAAUCAAGUCAGAAUAUCAUCAGCUAAUGUUAACUCAGAUUUUAAUUUGAUCAAUGCUACUACUUCUACUACUACUACUACUACUACUACCACUACCAAUACUAAUACCAAUUCAAAAUCAUGUAGUGCACAUAUACUGUGGACUUUAGAUGUCGCCAGUAGUUUAGGUCCGUUGGCUGUGAAUGAAUAUUGUGAUUUAGUUUUACAAUGUGUCAAUUGUCCUUUGUUAAUGGAACAAAUCACUUCGAAAGUUAUUGACUAUUUUGAAAAAUAUACAAAAACACAUGCACCAUCUUGUAGCGUUAAUAAUGGCAGAGGCAGCCUAGCCAAUAUGCAACAAACCUACGUCGAUGUUUCCUCACCAAAUAGAGUCAUUUCUGAUAACAGUGAUAAAAAUUUAAACUUUUGUUCAAAUAUAUCUCAAAAUUUUGUCAAUCAAUCUCAUAUGCCUAAUCAGUUAUGGACGACUUCAUUGGCCUCUGUUAUUCCUGCAUCUAAUUGGACAACCAAUUCCAAUCCCCAUAAUCUGCACGAUGUUGUUCAUCCUCUGAUUUCUUUACCUUUUCCUCAUUCUGAUCCCAAUAACAUAAAUUCCACGUUUAAUUAUCAUUCUUUCAUACCACCAUCAAUACUUCCACCGAAUAAUCCAUCUUGGUCACAUUCGUCUGUACGACCUGUCAGUUAUCCUAUACUACGACAGAAUUUAUGUUCUAAACAAUUACAGGAAAACAUUUGUCGUUUUAAACAAAUGAAUUUAAAUUCUGAGUCAAAUAUAAAUGCUAGUCCGUACAUUCUUUCCAACAAUAAACCAAAUAAUUUAAAUGUUGGUUUAAAUCAAUUACCUUUUUAUAAUCAGCAGGCAAAUUUAUGGCCAAUCAACCCACUGUCUUAUAUUCGUCCUGUUCCUGCUCCUCCACCCCAUACAGUAGCACCUAGUCCUCUGACACAUCAUCAUCAAAAUGACUUGUAUCUGAAUUCGGUGAUGACAACAACAACGGGAACACUAGGAAUUCAUCAUGACAGUUACACCACAAUAGAUGAAUCAAUAAAACCAAAAUCAGUUGAAUUUAGCGGUAGAGAUGUAGUAGAAAAUUUGAUUAAUCAUACACACACAUUAUUUCAAAAAUAUAUUGAUCAAAGACUUCAGUAUAUUGGACAAAGUCAAGCUGAAUGGGAUGAAUUCGUUGAUUUAAUUUUAAAAGCGUAUAAUGUUCACUUAAGUAUGCCCGCUAUUGAUUGCGGUUUACAUUGGAAUAACUUACUGACACGUAUUCGUCGUCAUCAAAAGUGUAGUCCAGCUUUGUGGCAGCGUAUUUUAGCUGGUAUACAAACCGCUGAUUUAAAAAGAUCAACUUAA
Messenger RNA from Schistosoma guineensis, 11676 nucleotides. NCBI's taxonomy places the organism in Eukaryota, Metazoa, Platyhelminthes, Trematoda, Strigeidida, Schistosomatidae. The record is from the annotation of a GenBank genome assembly.